GCGCCUUCCCCAACCCCGGCAACUGCUUCAAUGGAUGGGGCGGGGGUCGCUCUGCUAGUUCUCUUCUCUUGAAGGCCGUUGCAUGUAGCUCUUAAGGGGGGGGGUUGACGGGAGCGGGGCGGGCUGUGUUCUGGCGCCGGAUCUGCCCCUUCCGCCAAGCAAAAAGGAAACCCCCCACAGCCCCCCUUCAGCAGGGCCGCUCGCGGGUCUUGGGUUUAAAUGGCAUCAAACGUGGGAAGACGGGCUCUGCCCCAAGGAGCCUGCAGUCUCCCAAGUCCCAUCAUCCCUGAGCAUUGGCCAUACUGGGUGGGCUAAUGGGCGUUAUUUAUAUGCAGUAUUUUGUAAAAUUUAUACACAACUGGAUUGUGAAAACGAACAAACCUCCAAGCGGUUUACCAAAAAAACCCCAUAAAAUCAUCAGAAAUUACUAACCAUAAUUUAAGACCUUUGAAAUGUUAUCUUUUACCCUAUCUGAGUAGGCUUGUCUAAACAAGAAUGUAUUUAGCAGGUGCUGAAAAGAGUGCUGUGAAGGUGCCCUUCUGAUAUGAAUAGGCAGAGUUUCAAAGAGUAUUUUAUUGUUAUUUUUUAAUUUAUUAGAUUUAGAUACCGCCCUUCAUCAAAAGACCUUAGGCGGUUCACAAGAUAAAAAUACAAGAUAAAAACACAGAUAGUUAAAGUAAAAACCAUAAAACAAUAUAAUAUUCAUUCUACAAUUACUGUAGAAUUUUAAUCAGCCAAAGUCAAAAGUGUAGGUGCUGCUGCUCUAAAAAAUUGAGUUCUUACCAGUGGGGGAGAAGUAUUCUGUGGCACCUGUAAUAGUGCCACUUGGGCACAGCUAUUCCCCAUGCCCUGCGCUAAAACAAGACAUACAACAUUGGGAGGGGGAACAGGAUGAAACGGUGCCUGAAGGUGUGGAGAAGGGCAGGAUGGACUUCUUGAGCCUCUUCCUCCUCUAUGUGUUUCUGGUUCUGCUGACCAUUCUCCUUGUUUGUUUCUAUUCCGGAAGGAAGCAAAGCAUCCCCUCAAGGCUUAUCACCUGCAUAACUCAGGUGCUGUUGCAUAUAGUCCCAUCCCAAGUCCAAGGAGCUGCUCAUUGGGUGCUUCAUGGACUCUUCCAUAAACGAAACUGUACAUUUGUGGUCCUGCACUUGCUCUUGGAAACUUUGGUUUAUGGGGAAUAUUCCUGGGAAGUGUUUGGCUAUUGUCAGGAGCUGGAGUUCAGCAGUCACUUCCUCUUCCUCCCUUACCUACUCUUGGCUGUGAACAUAGGUUUCUUCAUUCUGUGCUGCAAGACUAACCCAGGUACCAUAACCAAAUCCAACCAGGUGCAGUUUCUCCAUGCAUAUGCCUAUGACGGUGUGAUGUUUGAGAAAGGGGUUGAGUGCUCCACUUGCAAAGUGAGGAAACCUGCCCGAUCCAAGCACUGUGGUGUGUGCAACAGCUGCGUGCAUCGUUUUGAUCACCACUGUGUCUGGGUCAACAAUUGCAUUGGUGCCUUCAACAUCAGAUACUUCCUGCUCUAUCUCCUUACCUUAAACUCCAUGGCUGUUUCCAUCGCAGUCUUAACAGCCAGUUUCCUCAUCCAGGUGGUCCUUCUGUCAAAUAUGAUGCAGGGGUAUUACACAGAUGACCAAGGCCAGGAGCGCCCGAUUGAUGCCUUCUUCCUUAUUCAGCAUCUUUUCCUGACCUUCCCCAGGAUCGUGUUCAUGCUGGGCUUUGUUGUUGUCCUUUCAAUUGUACUGGGCUCCUAUUUUUGUUUUACUCUGUAUCUGAUCCUGACCAACCAGACAAGCAAUGAGUGGUUCAAGUCAGCAAGAUAUAAAUGUUCAUCCUCAGAGGACGACACCAGGCAGAGGGGUUACAAAAAUAUUUAUUCUAGAGGCAUCCAGGGCAACAUCACAGAAAUUCUUAAGCCUAUUAUGAGCCCUGAAAAAAAGCAAAGGUGAGUUGCCAUUGACAGCAGUGGACUGUACAAAUCUUAAAUUUUUAAUCUAGUGCAAGGGUAGUCAAUGUGGUGCCUAUGGGCAUCCAGUGUGCCGGACACUACCUACCUCUUACGGGGCCUGUGAAAGGCCUUAGUUCUCAUCACAAUGCACAGAGAGGGUGUUUGCUCUUUCUGUGCUCUUUCUUUUUGCACUGUCUCAGCCUAUCCUUCAGUGGCUGGCAGAACUGCAUAUAGUGGCCCUCCACCCAUGCUCUUGGAAGUGGCAGCCAUCUCCAAAUGUGCCUACUGGCCCCAAAAGGUUAAUGACUCCUGACCUUACCUGUUGAGUCAGCCUUGCAAGCAAGCCCCAACAUACCAGUGCAACUGGAGUAAACAUACCUGUUUACUGCUAGUGUCUGGCUGAAAUGGAAGCUGAAGCUUCAGUUUGUGGUAGGGACAAGGAAAUACCAUAUUUUUCGCUCUAUAGGACGCACUUUUCCCCCUCCAAAAAUGAAGGGGAAAUGUGUGUGCGUCCUAUAGAGCGAA
This is a messenger RNA of Podarcis muralis (Common wall lizard), 2470 nucleotides long. It is a transcript of the gene ZDHHC4, whose product is annotated as zDHHC palmitoyltransferase 4. NCBI's taxonomy places the organism in Eukaryota, Metazoa, Chordata, Lepidosauria, Squamata, Lacertidae. Gene Ontology annotation, biological process: protein targeting to membrane; peptidyl-L-cysteine S-palmitoylation. The record is from RefSeq and is a predicted model, not a curated record. Gene Ontology annotation, molecular function: protein-cysteine S-palmitoyltransferase activity. Gene Ontology annotation, cellular component: Golgi apparatus; endoplasmic reticulum.